Messenger RNA from Amphibalanus amphitrite, 5677 nucleotides. RefSeq names its product dual oxidase-like. Gene Ontology annotation, biological process: response to oxidative stress. Bases 104 to 4603 code for a protein of 1499 amino acids. Gene Ontology annotation, molecular function: heme binding; peroxidase activity; calcium ion binding. NCBI's taxonomy places the organism in Eukaryota, Metazoa, Arthropoda, Thecostraca, Balanomorpha, Balanidae. The record is from RefSeq and is a predicted model, not a curated record. The transcript is spliced from 21 exons.
GGCGGCCGGCCGGCGCCUCGGGAGUACCGCUCAGUUGUCGUUCGUCCCAGCUCGGGGCGGCUGUGUCUGUCGCGCGCGCACGUCCGACCGAGCUGUGGGCUGCAUGAUGCCAGCCGGCGCGCGACGCUCGUGGCUGCGGAGCACGGUGCUUCUGCUCGGAUUGCUCGCCGCUGGACUUGCACAAGAGGAAGAAGAACGGCCGAAGCGAGUGGAGAAGCAGCGUUACGACGGAUGGUACAACAACCUCGCCCACCCAGAAUGGGGCUCAGUCGAUCAGCGACUGACGAGAAAAACGCCGGCCUCAUACGCCGACGGUGUGUAUAUGAUGGCCGGCCAGGACCGGCCCAGUCCGCGCAAACUCAGCCAGAUCUUCAUGAAGGGAAAGGACGGUCUGCCCUCCAACAAGAACCGCACCGCGCUGCUGGUGUUCUUCGGCCAGAUGAUUUCCUCCGAGAUCCUGAUGGCCUCCGAGAUGGGAUGUCCGAUCGAGAUGCACAAGAUCAAGGUGGAACGGUGUGACGAGAUGUACGACAAGGACUGCAAGGGCGGCAAGUACAUGCCGUUCUACCGUGCCGGCUACGACUCCAAGACCGGACAGUGUCCCAACAUGCCGCGAGAACAGAUCAACUCGAAGACGAGCUGGAUCGACGGCAGCUUCAUCUACAGCACCAGCGAGGCGUGGCUGAACACGAUGCGCUCCUUCGAGAACGGCACGUUCAGGACCGAUGAGAACGGCAUGCCACCCAAGAACCGCGAGCGCGUGCCCAUGCUCAACUACCCGAGCCCACACGUGCUCAAGACGCUGUCACCGGAGCGCAUGUUCUUGCUGGGCGACGAGCGGACCAAUCAGAACCCGGCGCUGCUGGCGUUCGGCAUCCUGUUCUUCCGGUGGCACAACAAGGUGGCGAUGCGCGUGCAGGAGGAGCACCCCGACUGGAGCGACGAGGAGGUGUUCCAGCGGGCCCGCCGCAUCGUGGUGGCAACGCUCCAGAAUGUCGCCAUGUACGAGUACCUGCCUGCCUUCCUGGGUGACGCCGUGGACCCCUACGAGGGCUACCGGGCCGACGUGCACCCCGGCAUCAGUCACGUGUUCCAGUCGGCCGCCUUCAGGUUCGGCCACACAAUGAUCCCUCCCGGCCUGUACCGGCGAGACAACAAGUGCAACUUCAAGAAGACGGCGACUGGGGACGACGCUCUGCGACUGUGUUCAACCUGGUGGGACUCGAGCGAUGUGCUCCAGGACAGCACGGUCGAGGAGCUGCUCAUGGGCAUGGCCUCUCAGAUCGCUGAGCAGGAGGACGCCGUGCUCUGCUCGGACGUCCGUGACAAACUGUUUGGACCGAUGGAGUUCUCCAGACGCGACCUGGGCGCCCUCAAUAUCAUGAGAGGUCGCGACAACGGUCUGCCCGACUAUAACACCGUCAGAAAGUGCUUCAAGCUGCCGAUGGUGACCAACCUGACAGAGGUGAACCCGGAGCUGGCGCAGAAGCACCCCGAUAUCUUCACCGAGCUGAUGGACGCCUAUAACGGCGACGUGAUGAACAUUGAUUUGUACGUGGGAGGUAUGCUGGAGAGCCGGGACGGACCGGGAGAGCUGUUCAGGGCCAUCAUCAAGGAACAGUUCCAGCGACUGAGAGACGCGGACAGAUUCUGGUUCGAGAACACAGAGAACGGCGUGUUCUCCAAGGAUGAAGUGGAGACGAUCCGCAAGGUGCGUCUGUACGACAUCAUCCUGGCCACGACCAACAUCUCUCGGCUCGACAUCCAGGAGAAGGUGUUCUUCCACACGGCCGACGACCCGUGUCCGCAGCCGCUGCAGCUCAACGCGAGUCUCAUGGAGCCGUGCCGGUUCCUCAGCGGACACGACUAUUUCCAGGGCAGCGAAGUGCCGUACAUUUACGCGUGCAUCUUCCUGGGUGCGGUGCCGCUGCUGACCGCUGGGGCCGCUUACGGCGUGGUGAAGCUGAUGAACCGCCGCCGCCGGCGCUACCGCAUGAAGCAGGAGGAGAACAACAACGGCAAGUCGACCGACAAGAUGUUCGUCACCGAGUGGCUCCACCAGAACCACAAGCGCAACGUCAAGAUCAAGUUCGGCCCGGACGUGGCGUUUGUGACGCUGAACCGCAAGGGCAUCAAGCUGCGCACGGCGAGGUUCAAGGGCACCGAAACGGUGGUAGUGGAGGUAACCGAAGACUCGCACAAGAAGCCCAUGUGUCUGGUCCGGGUGCCGAACGACCACGACGUGGUGCUCGAGUUCGACAACCUCAACAUGCGCAAACGCUUCCUGACCAAACUGGAGCAGUUCCUCAACGGACACAGCAAGACAAUGGAGACAGUGACCACCUUCAAGGAGCAGAUGCUGCAGAACGCUGAGACCAAGGAGCGGAGGCAGAAGCGACUCGAACACUUCUUCCGCGAAGCGUACGCGCUGACGUUCGGUCUGAAGCCGGGUGAGAAGCGGAAGAUGGAGGUUUCCAACGACAUCAUCAUGGUGAUGCGGACGUCGCUCACCAAGAAGGAGUUCGCCAGCGCGCUGGGCAUGAAGGGCGACGCUGUGUUCGUGCACAAGAUGUUCAACGUGGUGGACAAGGACGGCGACGGACAGAUCAGCUUCCAGGAGUUCCUCGAUACGGUGGUGCUCUUCUCGCGCGGCACCAUCGACAACAAGCUGCGCAUCAUCUUCGACAUGUGCGACAACGAUCGCAACGGCACCAUCGACAAAGACGAGCUGUCCGAGAUGCUACGGUCGCUGGUCGAAAUCGCCAAGACCAACAGUCUGACCGAUAUGGAGGUCACCGAGCUCAUUGACGGCAUGUUCAAGUCGGCCGGUCUGGAGGAGAAGGACGUGAUGACAUACGACGACUUCAAGCUGCUGAUGAAGGAGUUCAAGGGAGACCUCAUCGCUAUCGGACUGGACUGCAAGGGCGCCAAACAGAACUUCUUGGAUACGUCCACCAACGUUGCCAGAAUGCCCAGUUUCCGUGUGGACGCCUUCAACGAGCGUCGCGACCACUGGUGGUGGAAGCGCUGGGACAGCUGGGUGACCUUCCUCGAGGAGAACCGGCAGAACAUCUUCUACCUGUUCGUCUUCUACGUCAUCACCAUCGCCCUGUUCGUCGAACGAUUCAUCCACUACAGCUUCCUGGCCGAGCACACCGACCUGCGGCACGUCAUGGGUAUCGGCAUCGCCAUCACCAGAGGAUCGGCCGCCUCGCUCUCAUUCUGCUACUCGCUGCUCCUGCUGACCAUGUCGCGCAACAUCCUGACGCUGAUGAAGAACUACUCGAUCCACCAGUACAUCCCCAUCGACUCGCACAUCCAGUUCCAUAAGAUCGUGGCGUGCACGGCGCUCUUCUUCACGAUCCUGCACGCGGUGGGCCACCUGGUCAACUUCUACCACGUGUCCACCCAGAGCCUGGACAACCUGCGCUGCCUCAUGAAGGAGAUGACGUUCCAGAGUGACGCCAGACCGGGCAUCAUGUUCUGGCUCUUCAACACACUGACAGGUAUUUCUGGCGUCGUGCUAUACAUCAUCGUCAUCAUCAUCUUCGUGUUCGCGCACCCGCUGGUGAGGAAGAGGGCGUACAAGUACUUCUGGUACUCGCACUCGCUGUACUACUGGCUAUACAUCCUCAGCAUCGUGCACGGACUCGCCCGGCUGACGGGACCUCCCAGGUUCUGGAUGUUCUUCAUCGGCCCCGCCAUCAUCUACACGUUCGACAAGAUCAUCAGCCUGCGCACCAAGUACAUGGAGCUGGACAUCAUCGAGACCGAGCUGCUGCCCUCGGACGUGCUGAAGAUCAAGUUCUACCGACCACCCAACUUCCAGUACCAUUCUGGCGAGUGGGUCCGACUAGCCUGCACCGGAGUGGGCGACGAGUACCACAGCUUCACACUGACCUCUGCGCCACACGAGAACUUCCUGUCGUGUCACAUCAAGGCGCAGGGACCCUGGACCUGGAAGCUGAGGAACUUCUUCGACCCCAUCAACUAUGUACAGGACGAGGACGCGCCGCCUCCGAGGAUCCGUCUGGAGGGUCCGUUCGGAGGCGGUAACCAGGACUGGUACAAGUUCGAGGUGGCCGUCAUGGUAGGCGGAGGCAUCGGCGUCACCCCGUACGCCUCCAUCCUCAACGACUUGGUGUUCGGCACGUCCACUAACCGCUACUCGGGAGUCUCCUGCAAAAAGGUGUACUUCCUGUGGAUCUGCCCGUCCCACAAGAGCUUCGAGUGGUUCAUCGACGUCCUGCGGGACGUGGAAAAGAAGGACGUCACCCAGGUUCUGGAGAUGCACAUCUUCAUCACACAGUUCUUCCACAAGUUCGACCUGAGAACUACCAUGCUGUAUAUCUGCGAGAACCACUUCCAGCGGCUCUCGAACCGUUCCAUGUUCACCGGCCUGAAGGCCAUCAACCACUUCGGCAGGCCCGACAUGGCCUCCUUCUUCAAGUUCAUCCAGAAGAAGCACAACUACGUCUCCAAGAUCGGCGUGUUCAGCUGUGGCCCGCGUCCGCUGACCAAAUCGGUCAGCACGGCAUGUGAUGACGUCAACAAGGGCCGCAAACUGCCCUACUUCAUCCACCACUUCGAGAACUUCGGCUAGUCGUGCGCGCGUGUCUGCGGCGCCGGCCGGGGGUCGGCGGGACGCUGCCGCCUCUCGCACAGCGUCAGGGUGGCAACACCCGGUGCCGAGGGGCGGCAGCGUCGCUAAAAGAGGCUCUGAACUAUGAGACGGCAGUGAUCGCGCUGGGCUUUCGGUGCGGGUCGAAGUGCUGGGGUACCAGUGCGCCGCUCCGCCCGAGCGACCAGGACUGCCCUGCGACGAUGGACAGUCUCAGUGCUUCAUCAUUGCGAAGUGGACUGUGGACGGUGGACAUUACAUUGUGGUGUGUGUCUGUGACGUGUGGACUGUGGAAUGUGGAUUAUCGACAGUAGUGAGUGCUAGUAGAUAAUCUUGCCAUGGGAGUGCGUGUGAACCAGGCUUUCACGGACUCUACGCCUUCCAUGGUUUGUACUGGACCCUGUGGUUUGCGUAUGGUGAUGUGCCGUGCUGCGGCACUGACCGAACGCAGCUCAAUACGACGGUAUUCCGUGACCGGCCCGUGCCGCCGAGCUCCUCUGCCGAGGGGCUCACACCGGCAGCUGUGGCGGGCCACGCAACGGCCGUCAAUUGCCGACUCCGAGACAGCAUUCGAGCAUCAACAGUAUCAACGUGUGACGAUUGUGCGGCGACCGGGCGGCGCCAGCACUGUCCGGCCACUACCACCCGGGCGGACAGUGUGAGAGGCUGGCAGACUCGGCCGGUCCGGCGCCCGCCACGACGCUCUUACGGGAUCGAUAAGUCUUUCGUGAAGUGUGCCGGUGACGGGAUGGCGCUGAGCCGAGGGGGCGCGUCGCCCCGCUCGGACCCCGACGCGCCAUGUUGGCGACGUCGGGGGCGCCACCCAACCUGUUUAUUUAUACGCGAGGGCGAGUGUUCGAACACACAGUCGCCGGACCGGGAGUGAUUUUAUCGCUAGGUAUUAGGACGUCAACAACGGAUAUUUCCAAGUCUUAGAAAAAUGUGUGAAUGUGAGGUGUCUUCUACCUUUCCCUUCUUUUCUGGAUGAAAUUGACUGGUACUCUACACGGCAGAGGUUUCUGCAAUGGAUAUUUUGAUAAAUAAAUGUGUCGACAA